CGCCCCUAAACCCCGCCCCUCUGCCCACCCAGCCGUUACGUCACGCAUCGGGAAUGCUGUGAGGAACAGCCGCCGCCGCUGCUGCUGAAAGCCCUCGCGACCCGUCACGAAAUGCGACUGAAGGGAAGAGGAGAGCCGCUGUAAAGGAACCGUGAAAGAAGCCUGCCAUGUCCGGUCCCACCUGGCUUCCACCGAGGACUCUGGACAGCCCCGAGCGAGCCCCCCCACAGAUGUCUCACUCUGCCGCGUCAGCGAUCUACCGAGCCCCCAACAAGAAAGGGACGUCCGACUUCCGGCCAAAAUAUGGCCCCUAUGACCAGAACGGAGGAGGAGGGGGAGGGGGUGGGAUGGCCAACAGGUACAUGGCUACCGGACCCACAGGUGGGCCCAUUCACCACCCGUCCAGCGACCACUAUUACCCCCCUGCUCACGGCCCCAAAGAAGACCGCACCUGGAGCCCUCACCCGGACAGUUACGAGCUGAUGCACCGUGGUCCCGAAAAGCCAGCGAGCUAUCACUCCAAUAUCGACGCGGAUAUCGACUCCCUCACCAGCAUGCUGGCCGACCUGGACAGCCGCCCGCAGGACUCCAGCGCACAGCUGUACGACAACGUGCCUUACAACCAGUACCUCCCGGGGGAUCACUACAGGCCAGCGCACCAGAGCGCGGGGCCUCCUCAGGGUCGGCCAUCUAUGGGCUACUCGCCUCACCCCCAGAGCCAGUACCACCCGGCCCCCCGCCACCCCAGCGAGCACCAGCCCCCUCAGUACUCCGCCUCCCACCAGUCGGACUACUACUCCUCCUCCUCCUCCUCCUCGAACCCCAAGCCCUACCCUCAGCCCGUCCCGGCCUCCUACACCACGGCCUCCACGCCCACCGGGCCCCGGUUCACCGUCCAGGUGAAGACGGCUCAGCCCGUCACCUACUCGCAGACGGGGAGGCAGGCCGAGCAGGCCUACACGCCGCCCCCCCCUCGCCAGCACGUGUCGCGGCCCCAGACGAGUCCGCAGGGCUGGUACCCGCCCCAUCCCGGCUCGCAGGCUCAGGAGAUGCACUCUGAGGCGGUGUACAAGGGAGGCAGCUCGGGGCCGGGAGGGAGAGCUGUGCAGGUCCCGCAGUCCAACAGGGGGUUGGAAGGUCACCAGACGGGGCCGAGUCCGGCUUAUCAGCCCAGCAAGCAGGGGACAGCGACCACCAGGCCAGAAGAAGAGCUGGAUCGACUUACCAAGAAGUUGGUAUACGAUAUGAACCACCCCCCCGUCGAGGACUAUUUUGGCCGCUGUGCCCGGUGCGGCGACAACGUGGUCGGCGACGGCAGCGGCUGCAUCGCCAUGGAGCAGGUGUUCCACGUGGAAUGUUUCACUUGCAUCACCUGCCACGCGCGUCUCCGGGGGCAACCCUUCUACGCCCUCGACAAGAAGAGUUACUGCGAGAGCUGUUACAUUGGUACGUUAGAGCGCUGUUCAAAGUGCUCCAAACCCAUCCUGGACCGUAUCCUGCGGGCCAUGGGGAAGGCCUACCACCCCCGCUGCUUCACCUGCGUGGUUUGCAACUGCUGCCUGGACGGCGUGCCCUUCACCGUGGACGCCACGUCUCAGAUACACUGCAUAGACGACUUUCACAGGAAGUACGCUCCUCGCUGCUCGGUGUGCGGCGAGCCCAUCAUGCCCGAACAGGGCCAGGAGGAGACGGUGCGGAUCGUGGCCCUGGACCGCAGCUUUCACGUUAACUGUUACAUCUGUGAGGAAUGCGGCCUCCUGCUGUCCUCGGAGGGCGAGGGCCGAGGCUGCUACCCGCUGGACGGCCACAUCUUGUGCAAGAACUGCAGCGCCUGCCGCAUCCAGGACCUCUCGGCCAAGAUCUCCACCGACUGCUAACACUCUGCUCGCGAUCCGAGGCGGGAUGUGCCCCCGCUUUGACCCGUCAAGUGCUUCUUUUUUCAUUUUAUUCUUUUAAUUUUUUUGCUGCCCUGACGACAUAAACGCAGCUACAGCGCCCUCUGUUGGUGUCCAGCUGUAAUUCUGUUUGCAGGGGAAUGAUUCCUGUGUCUCCAGCGAGCACCUUUUCAUUCAGACGUCCUUCUACAUUUGCAUUUUUUUUCUUGUUUUUUUCGGUACACAGCUUGGCCCGUUUUUCUGGUGUAGUUCAGUAUUCGUAUGACGCGUCGCCUGACCUGCAGGCAGCUUGGGCUCCACUUAACAUUUAUGGUACUGCUCAACUUUUAGCUUGCACAUUAUUAUCACUGUCAGAGAAAAUAAAGGUAUGGAAGGACAUUACAGAUUUAGUUCCAAUUAUUUUCUUUUAUUUUCUUCUUCUUUCAGAGAAGCAGCUUAAAGGAUGAUAACGCUCGACUGAACUGUCUUAACUUUGGAACCUGGACAUUUGUGAAACCUCAGUCUCCAAACUGCCUCAAAACGAGCAUAUUAAAAGCACAUAAUCCAACAACUGUGACUGUACAUAACCGGCUGGUUUGAUUGACAAUGAAACUGCCCCCGACCGUUUUGGAAAAGAUGCAACCUUUAAUGCGGUGAAUCUUUGCAGAGACGUAGCCUCAUAGCAGGAAACAUGUAGAAGACAAAGAAUGUGUUGUUAACCCUACAAACUAGGUUUUUUGUUUUUGUUUUUUCCUCUUAGCUUUUAUUCAAUUCUGUUACAAUAUUUGCUAGAAAAAAAAUCUCUUCCUGUCACCCACGGUAACAAUUUUUUAAUGUUUCUGAAACACGUUGUUUUGUUCAACCCUUGUUUAAUACUUAAUCCUGUUACAUUGAAGACGAUGGUGCAAUGAAGUCAAAUGAAAUGUUUUGUUUAUUUUUGAUGUUGAUGUUUGAGCCUUGUGUGUAGACUGUGUACAUGCGUCGCUCUGCCGGAACGUGGUGCUAAAGUUCUAUUCAAGUCUUAUUUUGGUAAAUGGAUUCACUUUACAAAUGUCAAGAAAUAAUUGUGGAUAUAGACGAGAUGUAUCUUUGCCACAAACACAACUCUUCACAUGCGCGUUGAAUUUGUUUUGUUCGCACUCGUGCGGGCCGAGUCGUCCUGUGACAAUUUGGAAUAUUUGUUACGGUGGAUGUUUUGUCUUUCCGUCCUAAUUUUGUAUUUGCAAAGGGCUGGAACUUUAAAAUCCUUGAAUUCAGCUUGAUGCUUUAAACAGGUUUAUUUAUUUACUGCUUUAACCUGCGUUUAUCAUCACAUUUCGUUCAUGCAGCAGUGUCACAGUUUUUUUUUUUUUUUUUAAUUAUCCCGGUCAAUGCCAAAUGUAACUCGUCAAAUCACACGUUUUCUUUCCCCUGGAUCACGCGUCACCUUUGCUGUGUGUUCAGUUUGAAAUGCAGUGGAUUGGAUCUUGAGAGCAAAGCCUGUAGCUGACUCGUAUCCACCGGUGACUGCUUUUUUUUUUUUUUUUUUUUUACCGAUAAACAGCUUGAAGUACAAAUUGCAGUUACAUUAGUGAGAGAACGCCUUGAACACGCAGGUGAAUGUCGGUUUUCCUAAUACAGGUUGUAGUAUAAAUAAUUAUUAAAAUGUCAAUACAC
Molecule: messenger RNA, 3530 nt
Organism: Gasterosteus aculeatus aculeatus (three-spined stickleback)
Lineage: Eukaryota; Metazoa; Chordata; Actinopteri; Perciformes; Gasterosteidae
Gene: trip6
Product: thyroid hormone receptor interactor 6
Biological process (GO): cell-cell adhesion
Cellular component (GO): stress fiber; focal adhesion
Source: RefSeq, a predicted model, not a curated record